AUGAUUCUGCGGCCCUCGAGAAAGCUCGCGGGGCCAAUGUAUCGUCGAAAGUCCGGGCUGAUUGCGGCUCUACUCACCCUGUUUCUCUUCCUCCUCUUCCUUCAAACGCGAAUUCACCAUGAACCUGCUGAACCGCCGCCGGUCGCUCGCCCUGAAUCUGCCCCCGAAUCUGUGCCUGUGCCUCAAUCAGAUGUCGAGGCGAAACCGCCAGCCAAGAUCAAGAAUCCCCUCCUCGACAGCCAGGCUGCGUUCUGGCGAGAUCUCUAUCUGAUUAUCCUGAACAAUGAUCCCAAUUGCAGGAAUCCUCCCGACCUUGUCGUGCCCCAGAAGCUCGAUAUUGGCUUCGAUCCCACCCACAAUCACCCUCGACCUGAUAUUCUGUACAUGGACACCGCCGACAUUAAGCGCAUGCGUGAGGCCCAUUCGAACUUUGUCAAUGAUUUGACAAGCACUCCUCCCAAGAUACCAUAUGAGCCGGGUACUCGUGGCAUUGUCAUGACCGGGGGCUUCAGCCAACUUCCUGUCCUGGUCAUCUCAAUCCUCAUGUUACGACGAGCCGAGUCUGAGUUACCAGUCGAGGUUUUUGUUGCCGACCCGUCUGAAUGGGACGAGCAGAUCUGCAAUGUUGUCCUACCUGCCCUCAACGCCAAAUGCCUCCUCUUUUCCGACAUCUUUCAUGCUGCCAACACGGGCGUGUCGAUCGAUCGGUUUCAGUUUAAAAUCAUGGCCAUCCUUUUCUCUUCAUUUGAAGAAGUCCUUUUGCUUGAUUCCGACGCCUUUCCUAUACACAAUCCUCUGCCAUUGUUCCAAGAGGAGCCCUUCAAGAGUAACGGAUUGAUUGUCUGGCCGGAUUUCUGGUACGCCUCUGAAUCUCCGUACUAUUUCGAAAUUGCCAAAAUCGACAGGAUCCCCGCGUUGAAUGAGCGAGCUGCCGUCGAAUCAGGUGAAGUCAUGUAUUCCAAAGCGAAACACCAUCUGUCAAUUAUGCUCGCCGCAUAUUACAACUAUUAUGGGCCUACUUACUACUAUCCCUUAUUCUCUCAAGGGGCCCCCGGUCAGGGCGACAAGGAGACGUUUGCUUGGGCUGCCACUGCACUUAAAGAGCCGUUCUACGCUGUCCACCAACGCGUCAUGGCUCUUGGUCGACACGACACAUCUGGCAACUACCUUGGUAGUGCUAUGGCUCAGCACGACCCUGUCGCUGAUUAUACGUUUACAAUGGCCCAUGGCCCUCCCCACGAGCGAGUUCAAGAUGUUGACACCGGCAAGGACAACCACUUCGAUAUCCAAGCUAGCGACGUCAAACCAUUCUUUAUCCAUGCCAACUUUCCCAAAUUUGAUCCAGCCACCAUAUUCGGCCAUGAAAUAACAGGAUUUUCAGGCCAAGUAACCGGCGCCGGAGGACCGACUCAAGACUCCAACGGCACCAAGGUCCGUUGUUGGAUGGACGAAGCUCGUGCCAUGCAGUUGUUCGGUUUCGAUGUGGAGCGCAGGUUCUGGGAAGAAAUCAAAGGCACUGCUUGCGAGUAUGAGCACCAGUUUGGCACAUGGAAAGGCAAGCAAGGAAUCUGCGAGCGGACCCAGAAGUACUGGAACGAAGUGUUCGGUUCAGACCCGGCACUGGAAGAUCGCCAGAACAUGGGAACCUCAGUUGAAUUGCCAGCUCCGCCCUGA
Messenger RNA from Cladophialophora psammophila CBS 110553, 1674 nucleotides. RefSeq lists its product as uncharacterized. The coding region runs from base 1 to 1674 and encodes 557 amino acids. Gene Ontology annotation, molecular function: alpha-1,2-mannosyltransferase activity. Gene Ontology annotation, biological process: mannan biosynthetic process. The transcript has a single exon. The record is from RefSeq and is a predicted model, not a curated record. Gene Ontology annotation, cellular component: Golgi apparatus. Lineage: Eukaryota; Fungi; Ascomycota; Eurotiomycetes; Chaetothyriales; Herpotrichiellaceae.